AUGUACACAACAUUAUGGACGACUAGUUGGCGGCUCCUUCUAGCCUGUGUCUGGACCAUCCUCGGAGCAACCACCGUCGCAGCAAGCGAUCAGUCGGGCGUCGUGGAAGUUGACCUGGUAUUCCCCCGCAAUGAGACAUACGCGCCGACGCCGCUUUUACCCAUUGUCUUCGGUUUCCAAAACUCGCACUUGGCGCCGGGGCUCGCUCUUAAGAUCGGAUUCUCGAUAUGGAACUACAAUAACAAGAGCGAUUCGGUCAAGACCACGGAGUACGACGUGAGAUUUGCCAACUUCUCCAGCAGCGACCCAUACUAUGAAUACCGCGGCUUCGCCAUGUUCAACGUUGAGGGGACCUGGCAGAUCAGAUACACUGUGUCAUGGUUCAGCUGCACGGAGGAUUCAUUCAAGUACCCAUACGAACUUCCCAGCAAUAACACGUCCAACGCCAUGAUUUUCACAACCAAGACUGCCGGGCAAAGUGUGGAUCUCAUGGCUGCCACAAACGGACAGGAUUGCUCAUCUGACGCGGGUGUCGCCAUCAGCGUGACUGAUACGCUCAACUCUACCGGAAUCUCAAAGUGGCCAGGCGGCGAUACGUGUGCUGUGGUGGCUUCAUCAACGGUCACGCCGAACCCUUGCAAGAUCAAGAUGAGCGAGGCCGACGCGUCGAGUAUCUCUGCUGCUGUCACUGCUCGGGCGUGCGAGGCACAGAAUCCACCAAUCGAAUGCCCUUCAGGCAACGAUGGUGACGAAAAUGCUGCGGAUCAUGGGUUGGUUGUUGGAGGGGUGGUGUGUUUGGCUGCCGCAUUGGGUGCCAUCCUCCACGUUUUGAUGUGA
This is a messenger RNA of Colletotrichum abscissum, 837 nucleotides long. RefSeq lists its product as uncharacterized. The transcript has a single exon. Bases 1 to 837 code for a protein of 278 amino acids. NCBI's taxonomy places the organism in Eukaryota, Fungi, Ascomycota, Sordariomycetes, Glomerellales, Glomerellaceae. The record is from RefSeq and is a predicted model, not a curated record.